AUGGUCAAGUACGCGGAUUCAUACAAGGUAGAGCCAUGGAGACUGAACUUGUUUAUCAUAGGAGCGGUUUCGAUGGUGAUUGGCAUUGCUUUUGUUCUCUAUGUUCCAGAUGACCCGUCGAAGGCGUGGUUUCUCGAUGACGAAGAGAAGGCAAGGCUCGUUGAGAGGCUGAGAGGAAACCAGCAAGGAUUUGGCUCGAAGCAGAUCAAAAUGCAUCAGAUUAAGGAGGCGCUGACGGACGUGGUCACCUGGUACUACUUCUGGUAUGGCGUUUCCUCGGACAUUCCGUCCGGUUCCAUGGGAUCCUUUGGUUCCAUUUUACUGAACGACGACUUUGAAUUCAGCGUUUCGAAGUCGAUGCUCAUGAACCUGCCCUCAGGUGCAAUUGGGUUCCUUGGCAAUCCGUUAUUUGUCUGGAGCUGUCAGAAAGUGUGGAACUCCCGUAUGUUCAUUUCGGUGUUUUCCACUGUGAUCUGUAUUGCGGCUGCAUGUAUGCUCGCAUGGCCCAACGGGAACAACAAAGUGGGCCUGGCAGGGUUUUAUCUUCAGGAGUUAAACCCCAUUAGUAUGGUGCAAUGCCUGUCGUGCUUUUCAAGUAACACGGGAGGUACCACAAAAAAAGCUGUGAUGGACGCAAUCUUCCUGAUUGGCUACUGUGCUGGAAUGAUCAUUGGCCCCCAAACCUUUAUCGACUCUCAGGCACCUAGCUAUUACGGGGGGAAAGUCGCCAUUGUGGUCUCCUACUCCGCCGGUCUGGUCUUCUUGCUCCUGAUCUGGUGGGAGUAUGAACGCAGAAACCGCAAAAACGAAAAGAUGCUUAGAGAGCAUCCUGAAAUUGCAGAGGAGGCAGGCAGGAUAGAGAACAUCGAGUUUGCGGACCUGACCGAUAAGGAGAAUCCAUUUUUCCGGUACUCGACAUGA
Ogataea angusta is the source of this 921-nucleotide messenger RNA. RefSeq lists its product as uncharacterized. Gene Ontology annotation, cellular component: plasma membrane. Gene Ontology annotation, molecular function: allantoate transmembrane transporter activity; dipeptide transmembrane transporter activity. NCBI's taxonomy places the organism in Eukaryota, Fungi, Ascomycota, Pichiomycetes, Pichiales, Pichiaceae. The transcript has a single exon. The record is from RefSeq and is a predicted model, not a curated record. The coding region runs from base 1 to 921 and encodes 306 amino acids. Gene Ontology annotation, biological process: transmembrane transport; dipeptide transport; tripeptide transport.